This is a messenger RNA of Ostreococcus lucimarinus CCE9901, 1614 nucleotides long. RefSeq lists its product with no specific name. The record is from RefSeq and is a predicted model, not a curated record. The coding region runs from base 1 to 1044 and encodes 347 amino acids. Lineage: Eukaryota; Viridiplantae; Chlorophyta; Mamiellophyceae; Mamiellales; Bathycoccaceae. The transcript has a single exon.
AUGACCGAUUCAGUCGCGCACGCCUCACCGACAUGGAGAACGUACUCAUUAAACCCGUCGCUGCAACCGGACUGGAUGAACGGCACGGCGGAGGUAGAGGCGGUCAAAACAGCGGAGGAUGAUCUCGAGCGCUCGUACAAGAACAAGCCGUUCUUCAAGGACGCAAGCUACGAGGCAUUCGCCAGACAACGAGACGAGUAUGACAAACCGACGCCCGACGGCCUCGAGGAGUUCAAGCGCAUCUUACGGUCGAAUUAUCUUCGCACCGUAGAGCGCAUCGAUAAAAAUAUCCAAGUUCUGGAAGCCCAGCUACAAGACGAGAAUAUCUCUGAAACGCGACGGUCGGUUAUCCCGCAGCACAUCGAGGACACUCGUGCGAAAUUAAAAGAGCAAGACAAUUCAUUGAACGCGCUGUGCGCCGAUGUGGAUGCGGUUAUCGCAGAUUUGAAAGGCUUGCCCGAUAAAAUUGCCGACAUUAAAGAGCGCGCCUCUGAACAACUUCAGCGACACAAAAGAAAAAGGACUAAUGCAUCUUUGGAACGCAACCUCGAGGAGUUGAGCGAUGCGUUGCGCAGCUACGAGGCGAAAAAAGAACAGGAGAGGCUCACCCUUUGUGAACACCAAAUUCGCCAACAGAAUCUGCCAUUGUCCCAGUAUGUUCGCUACUCAGGGGGAGGAGUUAUCGACGUUGUUCAUCCUGUGGGUGUCAUCGGCUGCGAUGGUAGUAACCUCAGCGUUGAUGGUCGUGGUGGUCGUGGUGGUCGUGGUGGUCGUGGUGGUCGUGGUGAUCGUGUUCUUUCGGUUAAUCGUCAACGUUACUUUGAAGUGCCACAAUGGCGGCCUGAAUGGGGACCUGAGAAGCAAUUUUGUGCGUGCAAGAGCUUCCAAGAAUGGUACAAAGUCGACGCCGGAGACCUUCUUUACAGCGCGCUUCGUGGCGUAGAGGGCGCGCUAAAGGCGCUCAGUGGUUCGGGAGAUGACACCUCUUCGCUUCGACGGCGCUUGGGCGAUGCCAAUUUGGACGAGGCAAGCACAGGGAGUUAAUAUAUGUGGACGUAUAUUUUGUUGUCCACGAAUGGCGCGAUAUAGAAUAACGAUAUCUAGCCGCUCUCCACCGCCUCCAGUCUCGACACAAUGUCACUGAGCUCACUGCGGAGUUCGUCGAUUUGCUGAUCUCUCGAUGCAACGGCGGCCUCUAAAUCGGCGAUUUGAGCGUCGUGCUGUUGCUGUAUGCGGUCAACUUCCUGUAAUGCUGCGGUUGAGAGCGUUGAAAUUGCCGAUUCUUGGAGGUGCUUGAAAUCGGUAACAACCUCACCGUAGACGAACAAUCCGCGCCGCGCGCGCGCCAGUCCGGUGCGGGGUCGACCGAACUAGCCGUUGGUCGUAGUUUCCGACCGUUUGAAUUUGAAUUCGCUGCGCGCGCGGCGCUUGAAGACGACCGUUGGGGCCCAACGAGCAUGUAAAUCUUUGAGGCAGUUUUCGCCGCGCAUGACGCGACGUGGUGUGCGUCGGAGUACGUCUCCGGCCGUCUCGACGGCGCGGAAAGGUUGCAAGAAGUCUCCUCGACGCAUUACAUUAAAUCUAGGGUUUAGAAAUUAGGGUUUAGACAUCAAA